GUACCUGUUUCCAGUAAAACCUGAGGCUUGGGUGGACUAGGGUGAUCGUCGAUAAGUCGCGAUCUGUCGCAAUAGAUAACGAUAGAUAAGUGGAGAAUAACUUUCAAUUAAAUUGUGUUGUGAUGUAUUGGCAGUAUGAGAAAUAAUUUUGCAAAUGUAGUUCUAUUUUGGUAGCUUUCACGGAAAUAGGAAUAAGACUCCAAAAAUGCCGUGCUGGUAUUAUGAAAAGAAAGAACUUCGUAAUACACCAUCCAUUCAAGACGGAAUAGACUAUGAGACAGAGUGUCGGUACCGAAAGGAGGGAGCAAGGUUUAUUAUAGACACUGGAACAAAAAUGGACCUGGGCUACAACACAAUGGCUACUGGUGUUGUUUACUUCCACAGAUUCUACAUGUUUCACUCAUUCAGAAACUUUCCAAGAUAUGUAACAGCAUGUUGCUGUUUAUUCUUGGCAGGAAAAGUGGAGGAGACGCCAAAGAAAUGUAAAGAUAUAAUUAAAACAGCUCGGAGUCUACUUACAGACCAGAAGUUCUUGACAUUUGGGGAAGAUCCUAAGGAAGAAGUGAUGACACUUGAAAGGAUUCUUCUUCAAACUAUUAAGUUUGACUUACAAGUAGAACAUCCUUAUAGUUACCUUCUAAAAUAUGCGAAGUGCCUGAAAGGUGAUAAAACAAAAUUACAGAAGAUGGUGCAGAUGGCUUGGACAUUUGUGAAUGACAGUUUAUGUACCACUUUGAGUUUACAAUGGGAACCAGAAGUGAUUGCUGUGGCUCUUCUGUAUCUUGCUGGAAAGCUCAGCAAGUUUGAAGUCGUUGAUUGGUCAGGUCGCACAGCGAAACAUCUACGUUGGUGGGAUAUGUUUGUUGAAGAUCUCACAAUGGAUCUGCUUGAAGAUAUUUGUCAUCAAGUGCUGGAUCUGUACUCUCAGCCGCAAACAUUAACAUCUCCUGACUCUCCUCCCCUGUUGCCAUCUACUCACUCUCCAACAAUGAAGAAGGAACGGGUGCCGCAACCAAUAUCGCCAGUACCUCCACAGCUCUCUCCAGUGCGUACAGCCAUUCCUGUAAAAGUGAGCAAGGAUAUUAAGCCAUACAUGAUACCAAGCAAUGGAGAAGGAAGCCAUGAUAAGACAGACAAAACUUCUGAAAUUGUCAAUCAGUAUCAAUAUGGUGCAUAUUCACAUUCAUCGAUGACUCCAACAUUUCCACCAACGUACACAACUCCACUUCCUGUUAAUGUGACAGCUCCUGUUCCCACUAAUACAUCCACGGCUCCUUCCGCAGUACAGCCGAGCCCUCAUGUUCCGGGUGCAAGCACAGCCGCAACAUCAUACACCCCAUAUCCACCUCCUCCACACCAGUACACUACAUCACAGUAUUACCAAGCGCCAUCUGGACCACCUGCCAGUAGACCUUAUUAUCCACCUGGAGGGGGGCAAGCCAGUUAAUUUACCGUAUAUUCAUUGUAAUGAUGUGCUGUUGUGACACCAUUUAGGGCCCUAAAAGGGGCAGUUUCUUCUGGCCAGGAUCUGACCUCUUUCCCAUUUCCAUGGAUCUGAGUGAUCAUCUUGGAACCUUAAUAUGUAACCUAACCACAUUCUCAAUUCAUCCCAGAAGAUGGAGGUAGUGUGCUAGUUUGAAACUUUGAUACCCACUCGCAGGACUACAUUUUGUAACAACACAGAAGAUCACAACCUGAACAGUCUUCACCAUAAAGACUUGAAAGUUUAUGUUUAUCAUUUUGCAGUACCAUAAUGAACUGAUAACUGUUCAGAUGGGGUUGCAAAUGCUGAAGUUUCAACUGGCUCACUAUAUUUAUUUAUAUGGCAGUUGCAUUACUUAUACAGAUAUUUUCAAUCUGGUACAAGAUGUAUAUAUAGCUGUGCAUUUAUUAAUAAAUCUGAUUUCAUGACAAGUGAACUGACAGGUCUCAAACACACUCUUAUUAUAUGUAUAGUCUGUCUUUUCUGUAAAGUUGUGUUUCAUUAAUACAUAAAUGUGCAUAAAACCAA
Molecule: messenger RNA, 2011 nt
Organism: Cryptotermes secundus
Lineage: Eukaryota; Metazoa; Arthropoda; Insecta; Blattodea; Kalotermitidae
Product: cyclin-K
Exons: 8
Coding region: 206-1447 (413 amino acids)
Biological process (GO): positive regulation of DNA-templated transcription, elongation; regulation of transcription by RNA polymerase II
Cellular component (GO): nucleus; cyclin/CDK positive transcription elongation factor complex
Molecular function (GO): cyclin-dependent protein serine/threonine kinase activator activity
Source: RefSeq, a predicted model, not a curated record